Molecule: messenger RNA, 978 nt
Organism: Cylicostephanus goldi
Lineage: Eukaryota; Metazoa; Nematoda; Chromadorea; Rhabditida; Strongylidae
Source: the annotation of a GenBank genome assembly
AUGUUUUGCAGACUGCGCACGCUGGAAGAGCAAUACGCUCAGCUGCAAAUUGAUGCUAACAAAUGGCGAAGUGAACUUGAUGCAGUACAGAGGGAGAACGAUGUACUGAGAAGCACCAAUGCUAAUCUUGAUUCGGAGAACAACCGUCUCAAGAACCGCCUCAAAACUGCUGAGGAUUCAAUUAAGGAGCUGAAAAACAGCUUGAAUCAUCUGAAACAGGAGCGUGAACGCCUCCAGAAUGCAUACAGGGACAAAGCCAAGCAGGCCGACCACCUUCAACAACUCUCCCAACAAUUUGAUUCCAAACUGCAGAAACUUCGCCAGGAACUGCAGGAAACUUCAGACAAACUCAUCACUGCCGAUACGGAACGCUCUACUCUCCGUACAGAACUCGCGAAACUUCAGCAGGAACUCAAAUUUGGUGCUGAACAGAUGCAGAGGAAGACGGACGAGUAUCAGUCGACACUCGAUGAUCUAGCUAAUGCGCACCGAGUUUCUGAAGACGGCCGACUCAACGCUUUGCAAGAACUCGAAAGUCGCAAGUAUGAGAUGAGCGACCUGCAGUCACGACUAGAAAGCACCGAGCAACGCCUAAUCACUCUACAACAAGAUUUCAUCAAUGUUGAUUCCGAGAGAGAUUCGUUGGCAGAUGCAUUGCGGCGAUUCCAGGCUUCUGCCAGCCGCGUCAUCAACCUCAACCGCUUCCGCCAAGACAUCAUCGAAGGAGGCGAGCCACGUGACGGACGUGAGGUGGAUAUUCCAAGAGGCACUGCCGAAGAGGAUGUACAAUAUCCACGCUCCGUGCCGUUCCCCGUCGGCAUCGAUUACACUGGCACCCAUGUGGGCGCAGGCGGUCGCGUAGCCACAACACUUACUGGAACGACUACUGUCAACAUCAAUGACACCGUCAACGUUUCUCAGCUCGAAGAUACGCUCCAUCAACUCGUCGGAAGAAUUGAAAAAUUGGAGCUUGAAAGA